GAGCCACAACAGUGGCGUCAGUGCAAGUGAUAGGGCAAGAUGGAUCUGACAUCAGGCGGUGGCUGUUUGAGUAGUGCCUGCGAAUUAGACUUUCUACCGGGGAAUUGUGACGUAUGUAAGCAGAAGAACGUCCGAGUCACCCCCUUUCAUUGCAAGUCGCACCUCUACUGCAGGAGCUGUUUAGAGUUCGCACCGAAAUUCCGUCGACGCAGAGAUUUUUCCUGCCCCACGUGCAGUGAUCACAACAAUCAGCGGACGUCAGAGAAUCACCAGGAAGUGGAUCAGUUCAUGCGCACUCAAACUUCCAGUCAGACAAAUGAAGACUUUGAGGAGGUAGUGUUCAAUGUUGGAGGAUCGAAUAUCGUGUCCUGGGAACGUGACCCCGAGUGUUCUGACGAGGAGUCCGACCUCACGGGGAACAAUGACGAAUGGGAAAAUCUGCUCAGGACAGUGUCACGUGACACAAAGCAGCAGCCGACAUCCGGUGUCGAGCAGCCAAUAGAGAGGCAGACGUCAUAUGUGAAUCACAAAAUACAGCAGUCUUUUGAAGAAAAUGGCCCGAUGACGAGGUUUAUUACCAAGCCAGGAAUUAUGGGAAUGGCUCCUGCUACGUCCUAUCUACAGUUAAAGCUCCCAACAGCAGAGCCUUCUGAGUCCAGUAAAUCGUCCUCCAUCAGCUCCGGGAGCUCUUCACCAGCUACAGCCUCAAACAAAAGCCAGACGUCUUCAAUGGAAAUCAAGAUUAGCCAAACCAACUCCAGACUCCUAGGUCAAAAGAAGCCUAUUUCUGGGUCCAACUGUUCCUUCUGCAGCAGCAACGCCUCCAAGUCUAGCGACAACGACGACGGGUAUCGUCUGGAGGUGAAAGGAUCGCCCAUGGUAGGAACUCGUCACUCCAGGCAGGCGCAGUGGCUCUUCAAUGCAAGCCCCGAGGAUUACACCGAUGACGCCAGGAAGAGGCGCCCCAACACUCCGGUGAGUUCUCGCACAAGCAGCAGCCCCGAGGGGCACGGCAGGGGCGGCUCCGUGACGUCGUUCGAGCGCUGGAUGGAGGAACUGGGCGCGGUCGAGGGGCCAUUAUUCAAGGAUAGUGACGCCCCAUUCUCAUCGGAGGAGAAACUACCGGAAGUCGAGAAAGAUGACUUCUGGGAUAUGUGAUAUAUUUCUCUUUGGCUUGAAUGUCUUGGUCUAUAUGAUAACAAUGUUUCAUAAUUGGAUGUUUGGUAUGAUACAUUGUUUUAUAACAGUUUAUUUUGAAUGAUAUCUUGUAUGGUUGAUAUUUCUGAUGCUACUUGUCACGAUUGCAUUCAGUGACCGACAAGUAUAUGAUAAUAUGUAACCUCAAAUUUCUCCACAACUAAGGGAGCGUCUUAAACAUGGCACAUCUCUUUAGUAAAUACUGCAUCAGAAUAACCUAUGAAGUGCUACUUUAUAUACGUAUAUAUAUACGUAUAAAGUCAAACUUGAUGAAUAUAUAUCAUGUCAAAUGAAUGUGGUAGAUACAAGGAUAUGUUUUCCCCCUGUUUCGUAACGCAUAUGGAUGGUAAUAAACUAUAUUUGUGUAUGUUGA
This is a messenger RNA of Haliotis rufescens (red abalone), 1570 nucleotides long. RefSeq lists its product as uncharacterized. The record is from RefSeq and is a predicted model, not a curated record. The transcript has 3 exons. Bases 40 to 1158 code for a protein of 372 amino acids. Lineage: Eukaryota; Metazoa; Mollusca; Gastropoda; Lepetellida; Haliotidae.